AUGGCGGAUCCGUUCGAGGUGCGCAUGCGCUUUACAGCGCAGCUGCAGCAUCUGAAUGCCUCUGUCACUUCAUCCCAGAAGGCUGCGCAUUAUGCCCUCAAAUAUCGGGACAUGGACGAGGACCUUCAUUCCUGCAUCCUCGAACAGCUUGAGAGGAACAACAUGAAUAAUCGAGCUAAUAUCAUGUACUUUAUCGAGCAAUUCUGCGAAAUGGCCACUAAAGAGAAUCACACACCCUACGUUCGCAUGAUGCAACGGGACAUCCUACGCGUUGUGGAUGCCGUCGUACCGCCAGAUGGAUCGGGAGCCGCAAACGUCAAACAUGUACGCCGUGUUCUCCAAGGUCUCCAAAACAAAGACAUUCUCUCCGCUGAAAGCGUAGCCGAGAUUGACGCUGGGCUGAAGGAUCGGGAGCCACAUGCAGCACAUCUAGACUUGGAGGGAGAAGAGGAGGCAGAGGGCGUAACGAAAACGAAAGGUGGAACCCCACGAGGUUCGAGGCCGAGCGGGAUGCGCGUGGACAAAAGGCAGAUCGAGCAACGAAUUGAGGAGGACCGGGAGCGAAAUAAACGGCUACGCGAAAGCAUGUGGACAGUCAGUGGGGAUGACGGAGACGAGCAUGGCAAGUUCUGGGAUGAAGUCAGUGACAUUGGCGAAGACGACUUCCUCGGAGCGCAGGAGGAACUCAUGGAGCGCAAUCAGAUGGUCAGCGCUCAAUGA
Molecule: messenger RNA, 720 nt
Organism: Aspergillus clavatus NRRL 1
Lineage: Eukaryota; Fungi; Ascomycota; Eurotiomycetes; Eurotiales; Aspergillaceae
Product: CTD kinase subunit gamma
Exons: 2
Coding region: 1-720 (239 amino acids)
Biological process (GO): positive regulation of transcription by RNA polymerase I; positive regulation of DNA-templated transcription, elongation
Cellular component (GO): CTDK-1 complex
Source: RefSeq, a predicted model, not a curated record